Messenger RNA from Melanotaenia boesemani (Boeseman's rainbowfish), 4189 nucleotides. RefSeq names its product protein phosphatase 2, regulatory subunit B', alpha isoform (gene ppp2r5a). The record is from RefSeq and is a predicted model, not a curated record. Gene Ontology annotation, biological process: signal transduction; protein dephosphorylation. The coding region runs from base 911 to 2431 and encodes 506 amino acids. Gene Ontology annotation, molecular function: protein phosphatase activator activity. NCBI's taxonomy places the organism in Eukaryota, Metazoa, Chordata, Actinopteri, Atheriniformes, Melanotaeniidae. The transcript is spliced from 13 exons. Gene Ontology annotation, cellular component: cytosol; protein phosphatase type 2A complex; nucleus.
GCUUCUCAGUCGAACGCGCAGACCGACAGCGACGGAACGUUUGGGAGUGUUUAUGGCUGCUUGCUCGGCUCGACACCCAGUCGUUUCAUUGUCUUUUUAGAGGCCACGGAAAUGGAACUGUCGAACUACAUUCAGUGAGGAAUAUAUUUAAGGGAAAGUAUUUUUUUCCGUAGGCACGGCUAACUUUUAAGUUCUAAACGAGUACGCCAGGCGAUAUUUAACUUCAUCGGUCGCGGGUAGUUCUUGUAAAAAGAUACUCGGCGGAAGUCUAACCCUGGAUUAAGACCGCAGCUUGAAGUCGUGGAGUUUGUUUCUGCACUGGGAAACUAGACGAAUUUCAUAGGUCAACUAUAUUUGCAACUUUUGUUUCUCGUCAGCUGUGCAAAUUAUCGUAGCAGCACACAUUUGCGGCAGCUAAAUUUAGCACGUUAGCUAGGUACGUUAGCUGCAUUAGUAGCUGUACUGUUUUUUCUGCAGUCAGGGCUGUAGUUGUAAUCCAGGCAACUUUUAAUGACAAUGUCUUACCUACGUGUUGCAACAGGUAGACCGUUUGCAAACACGCAGAAGCAGCAAAAGCACACAGAUAUUUAGAGAUCAAUAUUUAUCUUGUGCGGAUUACUUCGGGUGGCAGUUCGGGCGGUGUCGUCAGUGUAAGUUUUGGUUUUUUGGCUCAUGAUUUGAAGAUUGUUUUCCAUUUCACAAUACAAGAUACCCAAUGAUGCGGUUCAUGGACACAGUCUAACCCUGAUACCCACCGACCAUGUUGGAUCAUACAGAAUAACAUAAAUCUUGGAAAGGAGACGGGCGUCAGCUCGGACACUUCGCUCCAGAAUUUGAUGCUGAUGUGAACAGAAGAGGAAACCUAUCAUCUGAUAUACAGCCUGAAAUCUUCGUCAGUUUAUGCCUCAAAAUGUCGGCCAUUUCUGCAUCCGAGAAAGUGGACGGGUUUACAAGAAAAUCCGUGAGAAAGGCGCAGAGACAGAGGAAAUCUCAAGGCUCUUCUCAGUACCGCACUCAGAGCGCUCCAGUUGAGCUUUCCCCGCUGCCGCAACUCAAAGAUGCCCCCUCCACAGAGCAACAGGAACUGUUCACCCAGAAACUUCAGCAGUGCUGCAUACUCUUUGACUUCUUUGACUCUGUGACGGACCUGAAAAGCAAAGAGAUCAAGAGGGCCACGCUAAAUGAGCUGGUGGACUUUGUUUCCACUAACAGAGGUGUGCUGGUGGAGUCUUCGUACCCAGAGAUCACUAAUAUGAUCAGCACCAAUAUUUUCCGGGCUCUUCCACCAAGUGAAAAUCCUGAUUUUGACCCAGAAGAGGAUGAACCCACUCUGGAGGCUUCUUGGCCUCACAUGCAACUGGUCUACGAGUUUCUGCUGCGGUUUUUAGAAAAUCCAGACUUCCAGCCCAGCAUCGCAAAGCGUUUUAUUGAUCAGAGGUUUGUUCUGCAGCUGUUGGAGCUGUUCGACAGCGAGGACCCGAGGGAGAGGGACUUCCUGAAGACUAUCCUGCAUCGGAUUUACGGAAAGUUCCUGGGGUUGCGAGCCUUCAUCAGGAAGCAGAUCAACAACAUUUUCCUGCGGUUCAUAUAUGAAACUGAACACUUUAAUGGUGUUGCUGAACUGCUGGAAAUUCUGGGAAGUAUCAUCAACGGGUUUGCUUUGCCUCUGAAGGCAGAGCACAAGCAGUUCCUGAUGAAGGUGCUCAUCCCCCUGCAUACAGCUAAGGGAUUGGCCCUUUUUCAUGCACAGCUUGCUUACUGUGUGGUCCAGUUCCUGGAGAAGGAUCCCACGCUCACAGAGCCGGUGAUCCGCGGCCUGCUGAAGUUCUGGCCUAAAACCUGCAGCCAGAAGGAGGUGAUGUUUCUGGGUGAAAUUGAGGAGAUUCUGGAUGUUAUUGAACCAACGCAGUUCAAAAAAAUCCAGGAGCCGUUGUUCAAACAGGUCUCUAGAUGUGUGGCCAACCCACAUUUUCAGGUAGCAGAGCGAGCACUGUACUUUUGGAAUAAUGAGUACAUCCUCAGCCUCAUCGAGGAGAACAUCGACAAGGUCCUUCCCACCAUGUUUGGCAGCCUGUACAGAAUCUCUAAAGAACACUGGAACCCGACAAUCGUCGCUCUGGUCUACAAUGUGUUGAAGACGCUGAUGGAGAUGAACUGCACACUGUUUGAUGAGUUGACUGCCUCCUAUAAAGCAGACAGGCAGCGGGAGAAGAAGAAGGAGCAGGAGAGGGACGAGCUGUGGAAAAAACUGGAGGAGCUGAAGCUCAGCAAUACUGCUCUGGUCCAGAACAACAGCCACGGGCUCCCCAGUGUCCAUAACAACAACAACAGUAAUAAUAACAAUGAAGACCAGGACAACAGCGCAGACGCUGCUGCCGUGGGUCCUAACGUCUCCGUGGCAGCCAGCGAGAGCACCCCAUGUGCCAAAUGACAGUGGAUGCCAGUGUGUUUUCUUUUUUUAAAUCAGUAACGGUUUGACACCGUGUUCAGGACGUCAGGAGAGGAAUAACAGACGUAACACCUCAGCAGUAUAUUGAAUCUACUUAGUGAGUUAGAAAGCCAGCGAUACUUUGGCAGAAAAAAAAUAUAUAUUUCAACUUCAGACUAUUUUUGGAUGUUACAGUGUGGCUGCAGUAUAUUGUUUAUCUGUCUGAUCAAACGAUGUAUCCUUUCACAUUUAGUUUCUUAACUGAUGAUGAUUUUUCUUGUUAUAUUCUUGUUAUAUGAUAUGUGGAAGGGGAGACAAUGACGACUUGAAUUUAAUGUUUUCCAUUGUACUGCACUUAGAAAAGCUGAAUAGCUAUUUAAAAAUGUUUAUUUCUAAUGUGCUUUUCCUUGUUGCUGCCAACACCUGGGUGCAGACCUUAAGACAGAAGGGAACUCUGAUGUUGGAAGCGUUUUGUGCAGAUGGGACCAGACCCAUUUACAUAUAGAAAUCCAUGUAUAUUUAUACAGAGACCCAUUUCUAAACAGCAAAUAACUGAUAUGAGGAGCAGAAGAAGCCUGGAGGCAGUUACCUCAUGACUAGAGAGAGAGGAGAGAAGAACCAUAGCCAAAAAUAAUAAAUGAAUCCCAUAUAUGGAGUGAAAAACUCUGCUUAAGAUUAUUGAAUAUGAAAUAAUUCUAUUUUUUAGUCUAUUUUUGUGUUUCAGGUGUUGGUAAAUAUUUUUUUCAUCUGGGUAAAAUCAUGAAGCUAAUAUAUUAGUUAUCUACAUUUAAACAAUGAUCACACUCAAGUAUUGAGAGAGGGCUUUUAAAGAAUUAAGUGUUUAUGACUUAAAGGAAUAGUUAAACAUUUUGGGAAAUAUUCUGAACUUUGUCAGCAAACAAAGGGAAGCAGCUUACCUGGCUCUCUAAUCCCCCCCAUGAAAAAAAGUCCACCUAAAAGCACUUUUUGAUGGGCACUGAUUACUUGUCAGUUAACUAAUGAAUAGGUUGAAACACAGGCGCUCACCUAAUUCUCUGCAAAAAUAACAUGUACCAGAAUGAUUAAUUAUUUCUUUAAUACAGAGUCUAAAAAAACAUUUUUCAGGGUAUUGGCAGGGUUUAUAUAUUUCAUUAUACAGUGAUUGGAUGCAGGAUGUGAUUGACUGUAUUUCUUCUGUACAUGUUCAGUUUGGAGGCUAUUUAAAGGGAAAUGCCACUCAGCUUCAAAUCCUUUGUACGCCGUGAUGUUUCUGUGGUUUACCUAAGUGCAGGCAGUGGACAAGGAAACAUCAUGGGUGUAAAAGCAAAGACAUAUACUUGUCUUAGGACUUAUCUGGCAUUUGAGAGUGUACAGGACGCCUCUUGUGUUGAAGACUUUUUAUUCCCAAAUAAGGCACUCUGACACAGCGAUGCAGAGAGAAUCGCACAAGAAAACCAGUAGCGCUCUUGUCCGUUAAUGCCUGUUUGCCGUUUCUGCUCCACCAAUGUCAUCAAGUUGAUGUUGGGAGCUGAGAAAUGUGGUUUUGAUCAGAGGAAUGACCUCUGAGAGCUUUUAAAUGUUGGAUGGCGUUCUUUCCGAACCUCAGUGUCUGCUCUGUUCAGUUCAUCUGUUAAGUCCGGUCUUUUCUGAUGCCUUUUCUGUCAGUACAGCAUUCCAGCCUCUGGUAACUUUAAAGACACAACAUGGGGAACCUGUUUUGUAAUCAUAGAUCUUAUUUGGGUUUCACCAUCAAAUAAAGUCUACUUUAUCUUUCUACACAAA